Molecule: messenger RNA, 675 nt
Organism: Protopterus annectens (West African lungfish)
Lineage: Eukaryota; Metazoa; Chordata; Ceratodontiformes; Protopteridae
Product: transmembrane protein 100-like
Exons: 1
Coding region: 95-460 (121 amino acids)
Biological process (GO): cellular response to BMP stimulus
Source: RefSeq, a predicted model, not a curated record
GCUAUUCAUACAGCUAAAGAUACUCUAAAGUGAAACAGAUGAACUACUGGACCUGAAUACAGAAGGAAUAUUGUGAAGCAUCUGGAAUUUCAGCAUGAAGGAAGGAUCUUUUAAGGAUGAGCUGGAAAACCAUAAAUGCCCAAUUACAGCAGUAAUGGACCAGAGCAGAAAAAGUGAAUGUGUAGUGACAGCGGUUCCACUGAUUAACGAAGCACAGCUCACAGCAACUACUGGUGGAAAUGAACUUUACUGUUACCGUUGUGUUGCUCCCUUUGGGGUCAUCAUCCUUAUAGCUGGCGUAGUGGUUACUGCCAUAGCAUAUAACAUUGAUUCCUCUAGAUCUGUUCUCUUAAUUUUUGGACUAAUUCUUUUGACAUUUGGAAUACUGCUAAUGAUCUUUAGUGCCAUUUGCUGGAAAAUUAGACAGAGAAGAAAAUCAGCAAAAGAAGAGAAAACAUAGUAUGCUUCUAGAAAAUGGAAAGAGAACACUUGACUGAAUAGAUUUUUUUUUUACAUCAGUACUGGCAAACCAUACAACAGACUGUGUUAAAGGUUUCCAGCAUAUUUAGUGGGUAUUGUACCAACAACCAAUACUGAAAGAUUGCCAUCUAGCAUUUGAAACUUCAUAGUAGCAUAGCAGAAUCUGAUACAACAAUAAUAAAUGCCUCAUUUAUA